This is a messenger RNA of Strongylus vulgaris, 300 nucleotides long. The record is from the annotation of a GenBank genome assembly. NCBI's taxonomy places the organism in Eukaryota, Metazoa, Nematoda, Chromadorea, Rhabditida, Strongylidae.
AUGUGGCUUCACAAUAAACUUAUUUGCAGCUUCGCCAUAAUUGCCAGCGAAUUGGUCACUAAAAAGCCAGCCUGGGACUUGGACAAUAGGAAAGAAGAUGCUGAAGAACUCGUCUUUCUAAUUAUAAAAUCGAGCAUGGACCCUGUUCGACCAAGCCUUGACAGCCAAGAAGUUGCCGAGAUAACCCCUGCGCUGAUCCAUCUUAUCCGCGAAUGUUGGUCUGAGUGGCCGAGGCAUCGCCCAAAUAUGAAAAAAGUCAAGUUAUUACUCACUACCAUGCAAGCGGGAAACUCAAUUUAA